AUGUAUUAAUGUAAAAAAAGUACCGAAAAUAGAAACAAUUCGUUAAUUUUUGAGUAACAGUAACGGUAACGAGUUACUUUUUAAAAUCAAUAACGAGUAACAGCAACAUGUUACAUUUUAGAAAGAAUUACAGCAACUUUUAAUUUUAGAAAGUAACUUUGACAACCUUGGAAAUGCCUCUCCAUUUUGUGAUGUAAUAACUUUUCUGAGUAAUCACUGCACUCAUAGUAGAGUUCGGUUCUAACCAUUUAAUUUGUAAUUUUUAUUCAAUAUAUUUCCUUUGAUUUAGAGAAUAAAAGAGUAGCCAUUACGGAACACCUUGUAUAAUAUGUCAGAGAAUUUAAAAUAAUAUUAGAUAAAACAGCGCAUACUACAAAGCGUUUAAUAUUACAUAAUUUCCUACAAAUUUAAUAUUAUAUUAUUAACCCACGAUAUACAUAAUUGUCAAAACGUGAUCUCCACGAUGAUAGCAGCUCACAAAGUGAGCACAGCAAGCAAAACAUUCAGCAUUACGUAAAACAUCAACAAAAAACUUCAAGACUUUUGAGAGAUAUGCUAAUCGAUUUAACAUACAAAUGCAUAACAUUGAAAUCUUAUAUCAUUUGCAGAUGUUUGUUUACCCGAAGACUCAGCUGAUAUAAAUAAUCUCUUUUUAAUAUUAUACUACCUCUACUUACUGACUGAUCCAUGUACACAGGGUGAUUUCUAAACAAGUUCAAUCUUAUCAGGAUAAAGAUAAGAUUUGCUACCAGCAGAUAUUAAAUAUUUUGUGAAACGUGCAAUUCAAGAACUUAAGAAACAGGAAAUUGUAGAAAAAACUUAACCUGAUCGAAAUAAUUAUUACGACAAGGAUGUUCAUUAUUUUGUUAUUACUUAUUCUUACUGUAUAUUUGACGUGUCAUAUUUAUACGCACUAUGGGCCGGAUGGACGAUUACUUAAUAAAAUACCAGGACCAUUAGGUUUACCAAUUAUUGGUAAUGUAUUGUUAGUGCGAAGUACACGAGAAGGUCUUUGGAAAGUUCUAUGUUAUUUAACCGAACAAUAUUAUCCUAUUGGGAAAGUUUGGGCCUUUUUUACAGUUGCAGUAACUAUUCGUCAUCCCGAUGAUUUGGAGGUAAUACUAAAUAGUACAAAGCAUACAGAUAAGAGUAGAGUUUAUGAUAUACUUCAUCCUUGGUUAGGUACGGGUCUUCUUACCAGUGCAGGCUCCAAAUGGCAAUCACGGCGAAAGAUAUUAACUCCCACAUUCCAUUUCAAUAUAUUACAGCAAUUUGUUGAAAUUUUAAUCGAAGAAGGCGAAAGGAUGACGAAUUCUUUGAAAAAUGCCGAAGACUCUGUUACAAAAGAUUUAAUACCGUUCAUUAGUGAACAUACCCUGAAUGCAAUUUGUGAAACUGCUAUGGGCACUUCUCUACAAGGAUUAGGUUCAUUUCAACAACAAUAUCGAAAAGCAGUUCAUCAGAUGGGUGAAUUUAUUGUUUAUAGAUUACUCAGACAAUGGCUAAAAAACGAUUGGAUAUUCUCAUUAACACCAAGAGGUAGAGAGCAAGCAAAGCUCUUGAAGAUAUUGCACGGAUUUACUGAAAAGAUUAUUAAAGAAAGGAAAGAUUAUCAUAAACUCACCAAUGGGCAGUAUUUGAAAAAUCUUAACAAAGAUGCAGUGGCAGAUGAAGAAAUUAUUGGAAUUCGAAGAAAACGAUUAGCUAUGUUGGAUCUCUUAAUACAAGCGUCUCAAGAGGGACUUUUAACUGAUAAGGAUAUUAGAGAAGAAGUUGACACUUUUACAUUCGAAGGUCAUGAUACUACAUCAUCGGGUAUAUGCUUUACUUUGGCAUUAUUGGCCGAACACAAAGAUAUUCAGGAACGUGUUCGAAAAGAAAUCGAUGUUAUUAUGAAAGAAAAUCAAGAGAAACUUACAAUGAAAUCGUUGCAAGAUCUGCAAUAUUUAGAGAGAUGUAUAAAAGAAGCGUUGCGUUUAUAUCCCAGUGUUUUCUUCAUAUCACGAAAUACGUCGGAAAAAGUACAAUUAAAGUCAUAUUUAAUACCUGCUGGAACAUUAUUGCAUCUUAAUAUCUUUGGUGUACACAGAGAUCCUAAGUUUUGGCCAAAUCCAGAAAUAUUCGACCCAGAUAGAUUUUUACCUGACAAGAUCCGAAAUCGUCAUCCUUAUUCGUAUUUACCAUUCAGUGCUGGACCACGUAACUGCAUCGGUCAACGAUUUGCUAUAUUGGAAAUGAAGGCAAUGAUAGCCCCUCUGAUUUACAAUUUCUAUUUGGAGCCCGUUGAUUACUUAAAGGAUCUACGCAUUGGAGCUGAUAUAUUACUUCGUCCUUUUACUCUGCAUCGUUUGAAAUUUAUUCCAAUCGCAAAAAAAUGCAUAUAAGUAUUUGAAGACAUUAUUAUACAUUUGUUUUUUAUGUCGUGGUAACUUUGGUCUUUGUACUGCAUCUUGUAUGGCAAGAUUUAUACAGGGUGAUUAUUAAUGACUGUUUCCAUGUUUUACCAUAGGAGCAUGAUUUAUCGACGGAUACGUAUUUCUAACAUAUUAUUAUAUUAGAAAUUACAAAUGCGUGCUCCUAUGGUAAAAAGUGGGAACAGUCAUUAAUAAUCAUCCUGUAUAAUCUCUCGAAACGUAUACGUGCAUCGUCUAAUGCAAACACCUUUGUGUACGCGGACAAUUUACGCGUUGUCUAUUACAAGUUAAUUAAAACAUUAGAAAAGGUGCAAACAAGUAUCGAUGACUUUAUUAACAUCAAAACUGUCACCUUUUUUGAAGGGGGAUUUGUCAGUUGCCUGAAAGAUGGAACAAAAUCGUCGACUUAUUGUUAGUGAAGGAUUUGCUAUUUCAAAGUUUAAAAAAUUUGUGUGUGUGUGUGUGUGUGUCUGUGUGUGUGUGUGUGGGUGCGUGGUUUUCUUAUAAAGAAACAGUAAAUUUAGUUCAGAGAAGAACGGUACCAAAUUAAUUUCUGUAACCUAAUACUUACUGCUUGACAAAUACAUAUCUAUUUUGCAAACUGUAUUAGAUUCUAUAAUGCUGCAAUACAUGCCAUUUCAACAAUUAUUAUGUUCUUAGUAGUAUAUGUACACGUUUCUUGCAAGCGUUUUAUUUUCAUACAUAUCUUAAUUUACUGCCACGCUCUAGCCUUGCGUUAUUAACAUUAUGUUUGGUGUUUCUCGUUACAUCUAGCGCUGUUAUAAUCACUUUUCAAAAAAGUGAAAUAGAUGUGCGACGCAUAUGCAUGUGAGUUCACGAGAUACGAGACAAAAUGUGACUCAUGGCGAGUUAGCUAAUCGUGCGUUACUACACCGACAUUUGUAUUAGAAGAUUUUAUUUGCAAUAAAUAUGUAAGUGAA
Molecule: messenger RNA, 3355 nt
Organism: Solenopsis invicta (red fire ant)
Lineage: Eukaryota; Metazoa; Arthropoda; Insecta; Hymenoptera; Formicidae
Product: cytochrome P450 4C1
Exons: 14
Coding region: 852-2384 (510 amino acids)
Molecular function (GO): iron ion binding; monooxygenase activity; heme binding
Source: RefSeq, a predicted model, not a curated record